This is a messenger RNA of Glycine soja, 2674 nucleotides long. Its product is annotated as cation/calcium exchanger 4-like. The record is from RefSeq and is a predicted model, not a curated record. Lineage: Eukaryota; Viridiplantae; Streptophyta; Magnoliopsida; Fabales; Fabaceae. The coding region runs from base 325 to 2283 and encodes 652 amino acids. The transcript has a single exon. Gene Ontology annotation, cellular component: membrane. Gene Ontology annotation, molecular function: monoatomic cation transmembrane transporter activity. Gene Ontology annotation, biological process: monoatomic cation transport; transmembrane transport.
CGUAAAGAACAAAUCAAAGUUUUCCAUUCAUGCCAAGGAACAUAGAAAACAAAACCUCCAAACAGCCAAACCCGUACCUUUCUGAACCCUCACUCACUCUUCUGCUUCUUCAGAUCAUCGGAUAAGCUCCAAUAUUCUUUAAUUCCCACUCCACUUCUCUGGAAUGUGAUCUUUCCCCCUUCAAAUUCUGCUUCCUAUUUUGUCUCAAUUCCCACUCUCGGGUUUCGUUUCCCUUUCAAGAAACCGAAACCCUAGACGACUUUUCCGCCUCUGAAUUUGAGCAAUUGGAACCCCAAACUCUUUCCUAGGAUAGUAACAUUGGAGAUGAAAGCGCCAAAUGCUUUGUUUGGUGCAAAACGCAGAAAAUUUCAAGGGAUUUUCAAUGCUCUGUGUUCCAUGGUUGUGCUUUUCUUCUUUUACAACCGGGAAGACAUCAUCAGCAACCCGAUUCUCAGACAAUCCUCGUACUUCACGAAUCAUGGGUUGCCUCAAAAUGCGAUUUUGAGAGAUGGGUCUUCCUUGGUUCACCGUCGAAUGGUGGAAAUCAGCGCCAACACUUCAGGUGUAGCUGGUGAAAAUGAUUUAGGCGUAAGUAGUUCUGGAUUAUGUAGUGGGUUGGUUCAACAUGAUGGUUAUUCUAGUCCCUGUGAAUUCUUAAAGGUUAAUCCACAGUGUUCUUCUGAUGGGUAUCUCGAUUACUUGAAGUUUUUCUAUUGUACAUGUCUGGGUUUUAGUUUGUUUGGUUAUCUAGUGUUGGGUGUGUGGCUGGCUGCUUUGUUUUAUCUCUUGGGGAACACUGCUGCAGAUUAUUUUUGCCCUUCUCUUGAGCAUCUGUCAAGGCUCUUGAAAUUGCCUCCAACUGUGGCUGGGGUUGUGCUGCUUCCACUUGGGAAUGGAGCACCUGAUGUGUUUGCUAGCAUAGCUGCUUUUGUGGGUGCUGAAAGUGGUGAUGUAGGGCUUAACAGUGUGUUGGGUGGUGCUCUUUUUGUUACCACUAUUGUUGCUGGAACUGUUUCGCUGUGUGUUGCGGAUAAGGAGAUUGGAAUUGAUCGAAGAUGCUUUAUAAGGGACGUGAGUUUCUUUCUCAUCACUCUUGUUUCGCUGCUUUUGAUUUUGUUUGUUGGGAAGGUGGGUGUCGGGGCGGCCAUUGCCUUUGUGUCGAUUUAUAUUGUGUAUGCAUUCAUUGUUGCUGCCAACGAGAUAUUGCGGAAACAUGCACGGAGGUUGAAAUUGGAUGCUGUCACACCAAUGCUUCCUGUCCAGGGAAGUGUGUUCUCUCUAGGUUCGGAAGAGGAUACUUCGAUCUAUAGCUCUUUACUGGAAGACACUGAGAGCGACCCCCCUCGCCUCCCUCCGUCGUUGCCACAGUGGAUGUGGUCCUCAAAUGUGGCAAUAUAUUCAAACCAGGCAAAUAAGAUCAAUUUUUUGGAUGAUGAAAGGCCUCCCUGGGGAUGGAGUGAUGGCUCCACGGAAAACACCAGGACAUCGUUCACUGUAUCAAAACUUUUUCUGAUGAUGGAGAUUCCACUGGCAAUUCCUAGGCGGCUAACAAUUCCAAUGGUUCAUGAGGAAGUAUGGUCAAAGCCUUAUGCUGUGGCUAGUGCUUCAUUAGCUCCUAUUCUUCUAGCUAUUUUGUGUAGCACCCAAGAUAAUGUGAGUAAUCAGGGUGUUAUACUUUCUUAUUGUGUUGGUGUUACUCUUGGAUGCACCUUUGGUAUUCUUGCAUAUAAAUACACAGUGUCUGAUCAUCCGCCUCCCCAAUUCUUGCUUCCUUGGGUUCUGGGAGGAUUCCUCAUGAGUAUAGUGUGGUUCUACAUAAUAGCAAAUGAGCUUGUGGCUCUUUUGGUAGCGUUUGGUGUUAUUUUCGGAAUCAACCCAUCCAUCUUGGGGUUAACCGUAUUAGCAUGGGGAAAUUCAAUGGGAGAUUUGAUGUCAAAUAUUUCAUUGGCAUUGGAUGGAGAAGAUGGAGUUCAGAUUGCCUUAUCUGGAUGCUAUGCAGGUCCUAUGUUCAACACACUUAUUGGCUUGGGGAUCUCGUUACUGCUUGGGGCUUGGUCAAAGAAACCCUCUUUGUAUGUGGUGCCUGAAGACAGUAGCUUAUUUUACACCAUGGGAUUUCUGAUCACAGGACUGUUAUGGGCACUUGUUGUUUUACCUCGGAACAACAUGCAUCCUAACAGAAUAUUAGGAAUGGGUCUCAUUGCCCUUUAUUUGAUAUUUCUUUCUUUCAGGAUGUGCACUGCUAUGGGAUUUAUAACAAUUGCUGGUUUAAGUUUAAGUUGAGUUUGUUGCAAUAGAUCUAAAUCAAAAUGAGCAUGUUUUCUGCAUCUCUUUGCUCCAUCUGGUAUAAUUUUUGUCACGCAGAUAGCCUAUAUAUGGGACAAAAGAAACUCGGGAAAGAAAAAAUUGGUCUCCAUAUAGCCGGGAUAAAUUGCUGCUCCAGCUGAAAACGCCAUUGUUGUAUAUCCAAACAUCAUGUACUUGUCAAUCGAAUUGACAAUAGGUAGUCUCUUUACAUUUGUUGAAAAAUGAACACACCUAAGGAUUCCACUUACUGAACAUAAUUUAAUAUUGUGGUGACUUUCCUUUAGGGCAUUUGGUAUUUCAGCACUCUUACAAUCUGUUGUGUUUGUUCUAUUCUUGGUAUAUAUAAAAUAUUAGACGUACACAUUUA